Messenger RNA from Cynara cardunculus var. scolymus (artichoke), 1495 nucleotides. Its product is annotated as pentatricopeptide repeat-containing protein At2g37230-like. The record is from RefSeq and is a predicted model, not a curated record. Gene Ontology annotation, molecular function: protein binding. The transcript has a single exon. Bases 1 to 1449 code for a protein of 482 amino acids. Lineage: Eukaryota; Viridiplantae; Streptophyta; Magnoliopsida; Asterales; Asteraceae.
AUGGCUUCUCGCUAUGUCGCUGUAUCAAAGCCACGACUCCUCAAACACUACAGACUCUUCAAACCCCACUACCGUUUCUAUUCAUCAACGGAUAAACCCCGAAAUGAAAAAUACCCAGAUCCGAAAGCACACCUUUCGACCCGAGAAUCACAAGCCGGGAUGAUUAAGAAUGGGCAAUCAAGAAUCGCCGGUGAGAUCAAUCGUCAUCCACAAAUGAUUGAGGAUGCAAUUUGCAGAAUGAUGGAAGAUGACGAUUGGGCGACCCGUUUGCAGAGCUCGAUUACAAAUUUUGUUCCUCUGCUUGAUCACAAUCUUGUUUACAAUGUAUUAAAUCGAAACCCUAGUCGUGCUUUACGAUUCUUCCAAUGGGUGGAAGGAUUUGGGUUUAAGCAUGACAGAGAAACACAUUACAAAAUGCUUGAGAUUUUGUGUAAAGAUCGAAGGCUUGAGGAUGCUAAACGGAUUUUGUUGAGUAUGUCUAAAAAGGGUCUUGAUUACGAUGAACAUUUGUUUGUUCUUAUGAUCCAUGGUUAUGCAAAGAGCAAUCGCAAAUGGGACAUUGUUAAGAACUGUGUUAAAAUUUUCAUGAAAAUGGAGGAAUUGGGUGUGCCCAGAACGAUCGAGUCGUAUCAUCCUUUGUUGCAGGUGAUCAUAAAUGAAAACAAGUUCAGGAUGGCUGAGAAGUUCUUUGAUAAAAUGUUGUCUGAAGGUGUAGUUCCAACUCAACAUACUUACACACUCAUGAUUUCGGGUUUCUGUCGUUCAUCAAGAGUUGAGACAGCAAACCGGUUCUUUGAAGAUAUGAAAAGUCGAAAACUUUUUCCUGAUUUCGUUCUUUAUAACACGAUGAUUAAUGGAAAUAUUCAGAUGAAGAAAGUGGAGGAGGCAGAGAAGCUCUUGAUGGAGAUGAAGGAUCGAAAGAUGGAACCACAGUUGGUUACUUAUAAUUCAAUGAUUAACGGGUAUUCUCAGGUUAGAAAAAUGGAGGAUGCAGAGAAGAUCUUGGUGGAGAUGAAGGCACGAAACUUGGAGCCAAACUUGAUUACUUACAAUACGAUGAUAAAUGGGUACACUAAAGUUCAGAAAAUGGAAGAGGCAGAGAAACUUGCUGUGGAGAUGAAGGGAAGAAACAUAGAACCAGAUUUGGUUACUUAUGCGACUAUGAUUAAAGGGUACGUUUCAGCUAAUAGAGUAGAUGAUGGAUUGGAGUUGGUUGAAGAGAUGAAAAGGAAAAGAUUUGGGAGUAAGGUGGAUGUUUAUUCAUCGUGUUUGGGUGGAUUGAAAGAGGAUUGUAAUGUGGAGGAAAUGUCGGAAGCUCAGAGAAACGUGUUGAAGGGGGUGGAGGAUCAUGUGGAGAGGCUGGAACUGUUGGCAAUGCGCGAUGCAGCACGCGAGUUGAGUGAAUUGGCGAGUCGACUAGCUGCUGAUAGACAAGAACAGGGGACAUAGCAAGGAAAAAUCAUAUAUUUUGCGAGUCUGAUAUCAAAAUACUAAU